Cercospora beticola is the source of this 1872-nucleotide messenger RNA. RefSeq names its product HET domain-containing protein. The record is from RefSeq and is a predicted model, not a curated record. NCBI's taxonomy places the organism in Eukaryota, Fungi, Ascomycota, Dothideomycetes, Mycosphaerellales, Mycosphaerellaceae.
AUGAUUCUCAACCAAGAUGGGAACCCCAUGGCGUUGCCACCGUAUGAAUACGAGAAAAUGCCAGACAAGCGAUCGAUCCGAGUUCUCACGCUGCACCCAGGCCUCAAAUUCCUGCCUCUCAAAAUCUCCCUCUCAGUGAUCUCGCUCGACGACCUUCAGUACCCCUACGAGGCCAUCUCAUACGUCUGGGGCGAUGCAACAAUCAAAUCCCCAAUUGCCUGCGACGGCAAAAAGCUAGUGAUCACCAAAAAUCUCAAAGAAGCACUAGAACAAUUCCGCGAUGAAGACCACCCACGAGUUCUAUGGGCUGACGCACUCUGCAUCAACCAAACCGAUCUCGACGAACGAGCAUCUCAAGUCAUGUUAAUGUGGGACGUCUACUCCCAAGCCUCACAAUGUCUUGUCUGGUUAGGAAAACCAACAGCCGAUAUCAGAGAUGCUCGAAAUCUCUUAACAGAUUUAAUCCACGAAAUUCGUAAAGGUUUCCGUUCCGAGGAACCUGAAGGAGAAAAAUUAGGAAGCACUGCAAAACUCCCCAAAGACGGCGAUUUCCGCCAUCUGAUUAAACAUCAAGGCAUCAUCGGCGGUCUUCUACCACUAUUGGAAUCACCUGAAUGGCAGCCAUUAAUCGACAUAUUCGAUCUCCCAUAUUUCAGUAGAAUCUGGGUCAUCCAAGAAAUCAACGCAUGUUCAUCCGCCACAGUCUUCAUCGGCCCUCAUUCCUUCUCCUGGCCAGAUCUCGUCCUCGCCGCACAGUGGAUUGGGACAGAAUAUGAUACGAAUCGGAAACUUCACAUCCAGCGAUUAGCGCGGACGAAGGGUUGGUGGACUGCGGGGAAUAUGUCAAGCGUUUUUCGACGGUAUACGAAAGAAGAAGAUGUAGCGAAGAUUUUGGAGGCGUUUCAUAUGUGUGAAGCGACGGAUUCGAGGGAUAUGAUUUUUGCUUUGUUGGGGUUUGAGGUUGUGAGGAGGGGAUUAGGGGAGGGGGUGGUGGUGGAUUAUAAGGUACCUGUUGAGGAGCUUUAUGCACAAUUUGCGAGGAUCGUGUUGGGAAAGAGUGCGGGGUUGGAGAUUUUGUCUUAUCAUUGGCAUGGGAGGACUGCUGAGAGGGUUAAUUGGACGGGUACAAAUUUGGCUGCGUUUCCUUCGUGGGUGCCGAGAUGGAAUGAACCGCCUGAUCAGGAUGUUUUGCUUCUUGGGCCGCUGAAGGAGUUUAAUGCUGGUGGAGGUGUGGCGAGAGAGCUCCUCAUCGAAGGAAAUACGCUCAGCGUAUCAGGCCAUGUAUUCGACACCGUGCGAGACGGGAGUAAAAUCAAAUGGGUCGAUGUAUCGCGCAACGCGUCUCGAUACGUAACCCUCAUGGCCCCAAUGUUCGCGUGGCCUUUCAACAUUAGCGAAGGCGGAUACACGGACCUUCCCAGUGCAGAAGCGAUCAAUGAUUUCAUUUUCGCAAUCACAGCCGGCUUAAACGAGAAUCACAAUCGUGCCAUGGACGGAUAUCUAGAGAGAGGUUUCAAUUCAUGGUACAAUACCCUUUACGCCUUCGGAUACAAUCUCUUCUCCCUCAAAGGUCACAUGCAAUUCAAAUCUGUGCCGACGCCCGAAUGGGAAGAGUAUCAGAGGUCAGCGUAUGCUGUCACGAAAGGACGUGCGAUACUCAGGACGCAAAGUGGGAGGAUUGGAAUCGGGCCUUAUGGUACACACGAAGGAGAUUUGGUGUGCGCCCUGUACGGCGGGGACGUCUUGUAUGUGCUGAGGCCGAUCGAAGACUAUUUUGUUCUCAUUGGCGAAGCAUAUUUCUAUGGUGCCAUGGACGGUGAGGUUGUGAGCGAUGAUCAAAAGUGGCCACGUCGGGAUUUCGAGAUUCAUUGA